Molecule: messenger RNA, 1332 nt
Organism: Penicillium odoratum
Lineage: Eukaryota; Fungi; Ascomycota; Eurotiomycetes; Eurotiales; Aspergillaceae
Product: NAD-dependent epimerase/dehydratase family protein
Exons: 1
Coding region: 1-1332 (443 amino acids)
Biological process (GO): beta-D-galactose catabolic process via UDP-galactose, Leloir pathway
Cellular component (GO): cytosol
Molecular function (GO): UDP-glucose 4-epimerase activity
Source: RefSeq, a predicted model, not a curated record
AUGGAUCAUGGCUGCUCCGAGAAGGAGCCUGUCGAGCUUCGUCUAGCCCUACCUUCUUCCUCUCAUCGAACCAUGUCGUCCCCUCCGCCAGGUUUUUCAACUGGGUCCAACUCUCCUCAAUUCUCUGACCCUUCAACGCCUGCCACAGAGCCUGACGAUCCACUCGAUGUUGACGCCGAUGAUUAUGUUCUUGUGACAGGAGGUCUAGGCUUCAUUGGAAGUCAUACUUCCCUAGAGCUCCUCAAAGCAGGCUACAACAUCAUCAUCGUAGACAACCUAAGCAACAGCUACCGCGAUGUCUUUGCGCGAAUCCUCGCAGCCGCAAAGCUCCACUACGAGCCUCUCGGCCUGCCGAUCCCCAAAGCAAAGCUCUGCUGCGCUGAUUACCAGGAUAUGUCGGCUAUGGGCGUCCUCCUCGGUACACACGUCACCCGCAUCCCAGGCAGCACCGCUACCCGCUCCAAGAUAACAGGCGUCAUCCACUUUGCCGCCUUCAAGGCCGUCGCGGACAGCAUCAAGCACCCACUGCGCUACUAUCAGAACAAUGUGCGCGGGUUAAUCGACCUCCUAAGUCUACUAGACGACCACGGGAUCAAAUCAUUCAUCUUCUCCUCCUCGGCAGCCGUCUACGGAACCCUAGCAGACGACACUCCGCGCCUCCGAGAAGAGAACUGCGUCCACGAACGCGAAUCCUACACCACGGCCUCGGGCCCUGUAUCCGUCGAGCCAGGCUGCACAGGAAUAACAAACCCCUACGGCCGAAGCAAGUGGUUCGGAGAAGCAAUCCUCUCCGACGUCUGCACGUCCGAUCCAAGCUGGACAGUCCUCUGCCUCCGAUACUUCAACCCAAUCGGCUGCGACGCCUCAGGGCUCCUGGGCGAAGAUCCACGCGAUUGCGCCUCGAACCUUUUCCCGGCGGCUGUGCGGGCAUUGACGGGCCAAAGCAGUGAAUUGUGUAUCUACGGCACGGACUGGGAUACGGUGGAUGGAAGUGCGGUGAGAGAUUUCAUUCAUAUCACGGAUCUUGCGCGCGGGCAUGUGGCGACGUUGUCGGCUGCGCAGGAGGGACGGAUUAGUGGGUCUUUUAGGACUUUCAAUCUUGGGACGGGAACGGGACAUUCCGUUCUUGAGGUUGUGGAGGCUUUGGAGAGUGUUAGUCAGUUGGAGAUUCCUGUGAGAAUUGUUGGGAGGAGGCCUGGGGAUGUGGGGUCUUGUGUCGCUACGCCCGACCGGGCGGAACGGGAGCUUGGGUGGAGGACGGAGAAGUCUUUGCAGGAUGCUUGUGAGGACCUUUGGAAUUAUCUUAGAGAUGCGGAUCAGGUCAAGGUUUGA